AUGGAUAUGGAGGAUAUGAAAAGUAUUGUAAAUGAUGAUAGCAAUGUUGUUGGUAUCAAUUUACAUAAACGUGCAUCAACACUUGAUCCUUUUUUUCUAACAGUGGCUUUUGGAGGUUUUGGUUUAUUUUAUCUUGUACUUCAG
Molecule: messenger RNA, 144 nt
Organism: Entrophospora candida
Lineage: Eukaryota; Fungi; Glomeromycota; Glomeromycetes; Entrophosporales; Entrophosporaceae
Source: the annotation of a GenBank genome assembly